AACAGCUACUGAUUGACUCAACUGAAUAUGUGGUUUUGUUCUAAUUUGCUAUUAAAAUGGAGUCUUGUAUUGCUGUCUGAAAUGAAGUUGAGAUUAGCACUGAGUGUCUAACUUCAGGUUUAUUUUAAUAUAAUAGUGUUAUUUAACUGUUACAUAGCUGUGUGUUCCCAUCAUGAGUCCUGAUGAAGUUAGUAAGGAGAGUCUCCACAGAGCUAAUGAGAGAUGGCCACAGUGACUAGACAUGUGAUGAGGAAAAUACAGACUUCAUGUGACCCAUGGCUAAGGAGCGGCUCAUAGAAGAAGACAAACACCCAUUUGUGUUGUUUUCUUCAGUCAGUACUAAACCACCAAGGAGAAUCCACCAGUCAGACAGGCGUUCUCUUGGAUGAAACCAAAGCGAACAGGAUGCAAACCAUAAAGACGGUGGAGACCCAAGUCCCCUUUCUAAAAGAGAGUUUCUUCACUACCACGUUCAAAGGCCGGCGGAAGAGCAGUGUUACCAAUAUCCUCCGUAAACAGCAACACUCUCUUCUUAAUCAACAGCAGUGUAUUUUAGAGCAUCAGCCACACAGUCCUAAGCUCUUUCAUUCUCAUCCAGUUGAAAAUGGACCGGGGCAGCAAACCCCCCAGCAUCACCGACUUGCUCGCUCAACCAGCAGCCCGUUAUGCAAGGCAGCUGAGAAUGCAGAAGCAGAUGGGGAUAGAAAGGAGGAGCAAAAAGAGAGAAAGGCUCAGAAUGUGAGAGAGGCUGAGCUGGAAAGGGGGGGAGAGGGAGCAGUGAGUGGUAGUGAGCCCGUGGCUGUCACUGCCAGUCUCCUCCUCCUUUCAUCAUCAGCCUCAGCAGUGCUGGGGGAGCCAGCAUCAUCCUCACAGCUGCCGAUAACUGUGGUGGGCAGACAGCAGGGAUUAGCUGGCUCUGAAAGGGCUCUGACCAACAGAGGACCGGCGGCAGCAGUAGCUCAUGAGGAAGCCGAGCAUGCCCAAUCUCGACCCCAGCAUCAUGGCCUAUUAGCCAAAGGUGUUCGUCUACUCAGGAACAUGGGGAACCAGGAAGCAAAGCAGAAGAAAGGAGGAGCCAGCGGUGGACCAACAGGGGAUGUUUCUUGUGAUGGUGAGGCAGAGGAGCGAGAAGUGGACAAAAAAUCCAAAAAGUCCUACAAUAAAACAAAUAAAGGAGCAGGAGAACAUGGUGGUAAGAAGAAAUCAAAGUCUGAGUCAAAGGGUUCUGUGUUUUCUGGAAUGAAGAUCAGGAAGAGUUUAUCCAAGGUGAAAGGGUUGUCUAAGGAUGAUAUGUUGGAAGAUGGGAGAUCAGCACAUGUUGGCAAAGCAGGGGUCGAGUCUGGUGCAGAGAAAAGCCUGUCAGCUGAUGAGAUGGGCAUGCUGUCAGAUGUUGAGGGGGAUCUAACCCAUUUAACUGCAGACAGCCACGAAUCUAUGGGCGAUGAGACUGGCCGGAAGACAAGUUCAGGGUCAGAUGCUGAACUCUACAGUUUUCACUCAGCGACUGAAAGUGAAGACCUGCUCUCUGAUAUCCAGCAGGCCAUGAGAGACCAAGGUGUUGCCAGUGAAAUUGUUACCAGACACUUAUCUGAAGUGUCUGGUAACAAUAUGUCAACUUUGGAGGGGAGCAAAAUUCCUGAGACCGGAAUAUCUCACCAACUAUUUAAUCUGGAUGAAGACUGUUUCUCCCCACCUCUUGUUAGUGAAAGUGUACCUCAAGAACUGAAUGAUAAGUGUAAGAGACUGGAGAAUGAAAGGAGUGACAUAUCUAUAUCAAGAAUUUCAUCUGGUCCAGGGUCUCUGAGUGAGAGUGGUCCUUCAUCUUCUGCUCCAGACACAGAGAGAAGCAGUGGCAGCCUUUUUCCAAAAACUAACAGCACUUAUAGCUUUCAAGACACUACAGCCACCACCACCUCAUAUGAAAGUGCUGAGGAGCCCCAGGAUGAACUGGAGAGCCUGUUUUUGACUCCACAUCAGGGUCAAGGUAGUCAGGCUGUACUUGGCAAAAACACAUCAUGUGACCAUUUAGAUUCCAUAAUGGUAGGGACAGGGCCAACUGGUACUCAAAAAAGUGCAAGCAGCAUGGACCUGUCUGUUGAGAGGGAGGAUGAAGAAAGUGGUGGGCGGGACUUUCUGUCUCUAGAAAGGAGAAAAAAUAGUCUGUCUAUUAGCCACCUGAUAAUAGACAGUCCCCCUGUUUUUCAGCCUAGACGAAGAUCAUCCAACUCCCCCUCCACUGUCAAAUUCUACCCACCUGUCCACCCUUCCUAUAUUAAGACCACCACCAGGCAGCUCACCUCUCCAGUUGGCUCCCCCAUUACCAGCCCUCACGUGCCUCGGAAAACAGAUCCCAUCAGUGGAUCACUGGAAUCCAACAAGGUCCAAGGGUUUAGGAGACGCAAGCAGAGGUCCUGCUCCAUAGCUGGGCCGCACAGUGUGUCUGCAGACUGGUCGUCUGAGGUUGAUGAGCUUAGUGGAAGACAUGAUGAUGGGGCCAAAUUUCCAGAUCAGGAGACCACAGAGAAGAGUUACACAGGUGGGACUUACUGGACGCUGGGCUCUAGGAGAGCACACUAUGGAAAGCAGACGUCUGCUGCUCCAGUACCCUACCUGGAUGUCUUCUCUGGUCGCGCUCUUUUGGACAGGCUGUGUAUGCAUCAAGGAGAUGGGUCCUCUGAAGAGGAUGUGAAAGAACUGUGUCAACGAAUGCUUGUCCAGGGUCUCCUGCACCCCUUCAGCAACGGGCGUGCAGAGCUCCUUGGUGACAGUACUGUGUCACCAGUUUUUAAUGAAGAGCAGCUGUACACCUGGGCAUCUGUAGGCUUGCCAGUGUCUCCUUACCUUUGGGAACUCUAUGGAGGGGCAACCACAGGCAGGGUACAGAGCUUGAGAUCCUCUUUCCAUCAAUCAUCAGCCAAAACACCAGGUGCUCCACACGUUCAGACAGAAUGCAGCAAGUUGAAGUCAGGUCAGUCAUCCUCUGAGGAUGAAAGCAGUCUCAUCCCACUGCUGGAGAGGACCAUUGAUGACCUGCGGAUUAAGAUAGCUGUGUUGCAAGGCCAGCAGGCCUCCCUGGCAAAGGGCAUCAGGGAUAAUAUGGGAGUUCUGGGCAAUGGUCACCACAAGGCCUCACAGAUAAAAGAAGGACGAUUGGGGAAGAUGAGCCAGGAGGUGUCUACCCAGACGUCGCCUGUGGAAGAGGGAUUUAAGUUCGAUGUGCCUUUGAAUGGGCGGUCUAGCAGCACGCCGUCCUCCAUUUCACCCUCCAUCGUCAAAUCUUCAGAAGGCUUUGCCUGCACUUGCCAGCAGAGGCAGCAGAGCAGCAUCCAGUCAGGUCUUCCUCCCCCUACAGUCUCUGGGGUUAUGUCCCAACCACCACCACCACCACCUUUACCAGGGGGUUCCACUGCACCUCCACCGCCACCUCCACCACCACCCCCACCCUUACCCGGGCUUGGACCUUGUUUCCCACCCCCACCACCACCGCCCCUUCCAUCAGGUACCGGAGCUCCACCACCUCCUCCACCCCUGCCUGGUUUCGGACCUCCACCCCCACCACCUCCUCCACCACCAGGCAUGGGCCCUCCCCCACCACCCCCUCCUCCAGGAAUGGGCCCCCCUCCUCCACCCCCACCUCCUGGCUUUGGGCCCCCACCACCACCAGGCCCCAUGCCUUCCAUGAUGAUCCAGGAAGCUGACCCUGCCAAGGCUAUGAUAGAACCCCCCAAGCCAAUGAAGCCACUCUACUGGACCCGCAUACAGCUGCAUGCUAAAAAACAUACUGUCUCACUGGUGUGGGAGAAAAUUGAGGAACCAACUGUGGAUUUUGAAGAAUUUGUGGAGCUAUUUUCCAAAAGCACUGUCAAGGAGAAGAAGAAGCCAAUUUCAGACACAAUCAGCAAGUCAAAGGCCAAGCAGGUGGUGAAGCUCUUAAGCAACAAGCGUUCACAGGCUGUAGGUAUCCUCAUGUCUAGCAUUCAUCUUGAUAUGAAGGACAUAGAGAAUGCCGUUCUAAAUAUGGACAAUACUGUUGUUGAUCUGGAGACUCUGCAAGCCCUCUAUGAAAAUAGAGCUCAAGAUGAUGAGAUGGACAGCAUUAAAAAGCACAUUAAAUCUGCCAAAGGCAAGGAAGAUGCCAAACCACUAGACAAGCCAGAACAGUUUCUGUUCCAGCUAUCACAAAUCUCCAAUUUCUCAGAAAGGGUGUUCUGCAUCCUUUUUCAGUCAACCUUCCAUGAAUGUAUCACUUCAAUCCUCCGCAAAAUUGAAAUCCUUCAGAAAGUGUGCAAGACUCUCCAGAGUAGUGAGGCCGUAUUGCAGGUGCUCGGCCUGGUGCUGGCUUUUGGCAAUUUUAUGAACGGAGGAAAUCGGUCUCGAGGGCAGGCUGACGGCUUCACCUUGGACAUUCUGCCAAAACUGAAGGACGUUAAAAGCAGUGAUAACUCCCAGAGUCUUUUGUCCUACAUUGUUGCUUACUAUUUAAGGCACUUUGAUGAGGAUGCUGGCAAAGAGACAUGUGUCUACCCUCUGCCUGAGCCCCUGGACCUUUUCCAGGCUUCCCAGAUGAAGUUUGAGGACUUUCAAAGAGAUCUCCGCAAGUUGAGGAAAGACCUUAAUGCAUGCUCUGCUGAAACGGAGAAAGUUUGCAAAUUGUCCUCUGAAGAGAACCUGCAACCAUUCAAGGACAAGAUGGAUGAAUUUCUCAAUCGAGCCAAAACUGAACUGGAAACGCAGGAGAACCAGCUAGCAGAAACUCAGAAGAUUUUCUUGGAGUUGAGUGUAUCCUUCUCAGUCAAACCAAAGGCAGGAGAGAAAGAAGUCUCUCCCCACACAUUCUUCUCCAUUUGGCAUGAGUUUUCCACAGAUUUUAAAGACCAGUGGAAGAAGCAGAAUAAGCUGAUCUUACAAGAGCGGGUCAAAAUGGCAGAGGAGUCUUUUAAACAGGCCAGGCAGAAGGCUUCCUACAAUGUGACACCCAAACAUGCAACUGGAAUAAAAGCAAAGUUGGGUAAGAAGAUCUGAAGCAGACAAUGGAAAAUUAUCAUCACCUAGCCUAUUGCACAAGCUGUGUUUGUACAAUCUGACACGAGUCAUCAGUCAUUUUUAGCGUUUAUUUGCUCCCAGUAUUUGUUUUCAAUUGGUUUAGGGCUGUCGAGUGUGAGCUGGUUCAAAGUGUAUCGUUUAAACUUGGGAUUAAAGCUAAUGUCCUUACCCACCAUUUCACAAAAUGAAACGAGUCUGUGUUAUAAAAAGGCAUCCCUAAGCUGAUUACUGAACUCAAGUUGCAUGAAAAUUUGCUAUAAAUACUUGGUGUUCUUUUUCAGUUUUGUUUUUUUGGUGACACUAUGUUCAAGCUUUAUCAGUAUACAUAAUAUGUAGCCAUUUUUUAUUGCCGUUUCCAACCCUCAGUUUCUAGAAAAACCAUUAACACGUUGUGUUCACAUCUCCCUUGAUGGUGAAAAGCACAGGAUUUUAUAAUAUUUCUAUAUGGUGCCUUAUUGCAUAGUGGAGACUUUAAAUGAGUUGAACAAAGCUUAUUUUUGAGAUGCAUCAAUUGUGAUUCAAUGAUACCUACAAGGAAGAAAAGUCUGUUUACAUGGCCUGAAAAAUAACAAAUUUACUCCUUUCAAGAUUUUCAUCUGGUGCGUUUCAACUGCGAAUUCUACGUGUUUUACAUACAGCACCUCAUCUUUUAGUGUUUUUUAUUUAAAUGGUCAUGUCUUUCUAAGUCAUGUGAUCUGAUAAAUCCCCACUAUUGUUCUUUUCAACAUUAGUGUAAAUAUGCUUUCUUUCAAGCAAAAUCCUAUGCAGAUAGUUUUACCUUUUGUGUUAUGUGAAAGAGUGUGAAUAUCCAUAGGCUAAAUCAGCAGUAGAAUCAUGUGAUGUGGUUUUAAUGUACAAUACCAGCACUGUGUUUUGACUGAAUACAUCUGACCAUUAAAAAUAAUAUAAAUAUAUAUUUAUUGAAUAAAAGACAUUACCCUGAUUUUUGUGAU
Molecule: messenger RNA, 5996 nt
Organism: Pundamilia nyererei
Lineage: Eukaryota; Metazoa; Chordata; Actinopteri; Cichliformes; Cichlidae
Gene: fmn2a
Product: formin 2a
Exons: 18
Coding region: 406-5022 (1538 amino acids)
Biological process (GO): actin nucleation; cortical actin cytoskeleton organization
Cellular component (GO): cytoskeleton; actin filament; cytoplasm
Molecular function (GO): actin filament binding; microtubule binding
Source: RefSeq, a predicted model, not a curated record